CAUACCUCUAAGUAUGACAUAUGACAUUUAAGCAAUAUAACAUACACAUAAUAUUUUAAAGGUAUAUAAACAAAUUGUUACGGAAUAUAGUUUAAAGUAAAUGUCAGUAGUUCGCCCACUUGUUUUCCCCGUCAAAUAACGAUAUACAUAUGUACAUACAUAAAUACUUACAACAGCACACGAGAGCAUACAAACAACGCCCUCGUUCUGUUCCCCUUUGUACUUGUACAAGAUUUUAUAGCUAUAGUGUUUGGAUCCGCCGCCCGUACCGCACCGCAUAUCGUUCACAUGUUGCGCAGUGCGCAAGCCAGUCAUCCAAACAACCAACCAUCGCCCCAUUCCAUUCAUUCAUACAUUCGGUAGCGCAGCACCAACGCCAGUGUUGCUGCUGUACAAUUUAACUCCCACUUCAUCUCACACGCUACAAGUUGUUUCUGCUGCCGAGCAGCAGCUGUAACGAAUUGCCUGUUGAAACUUUUUUUUGUUCCAUUGUGCUCAUAUUGUUCUCUGUUAGCAAUAACGACGAAAUAGUGCCACAAAAAAAUUUCAAAUGCAUUAAAUUGAAACCAAAACUUAAUUGCACCAAAAGAAAUAUUUUAUUGCGCGCACAAUGUGACGUAGUCAGUAAAUUGAAGUUGUAGCUUCAAAUCAACAGUCGACGGUCAGACUGAUUGCUGACUGACUGCUGAAUGCCGCCCUAGAAAGUAAACAUUAUAAACUAACAACAACUACAAAAUAAUAACAAAAACGGACUAAAGCAAAGCUAUAAGUGGAAAUUAAAACCGACAAUGAUGGCCAUAACAGCAGCGGCAGCAGCGACAGCUUAGUAUUCAGCAUAUACACAAACAUACGUACUGGAAGAAGUGCAAGUACUGUUGAAGAAAGUCUCGAGUCUCCAAUGCAGCCAAAGUCAUCUGCAUAUUAACUGCAACAAACACACACACACAUAUAGCGCAUUCGCAUACAUACAGACAUAUGUACAAAUAUACAUAUUAGUGUGUGUGAAAAGUGCGACGAAAGCGCUGUGCAGAGAAUUUUCAAGCUUAACGCACUUGCAGCACAACUAGCCGUAGGUGUGUGAUAAAGUGAAAUACAUAUCAGACACAGUUUUAAUGCAUUCACGUUAUCAACGUGGCCAACAACAACAGCGACAAGCACAUCAGCAAAACAUAAUCAUAAUAUAUUUAACUGCAUUAGAAAACUCAUAAAUUUAGAAGAAAAAAACAGUAAAUAUUUACAUUAGUGGCACCGUAAGUGCCAAGUUUGCGACAAUAUUAACAGCUAAAGUGAUAUUUGUUGGCAACUAAUGGAUCCAUAUCAUCAUAUCAGACAUCAUUAUCCACCCACGCGUCCCGAAUUGCAACAAAAAUGCAAUCGCGGCUCACAUUCGAGUGACACGAGCUCAGCGUACAGUGGCAGCGAUACAAUGGCGUCUGUGUACGGCUCCUCAAUGGAUGCGGAGGAGAUCGAUCUCUCCGGUUUGGUGGAGUCGGUGGUGGACUCCGAUGAGGAGGACUUGGCGGAGAGUAUGGAUAGUCUAAAUGUGCGCGAUGCGGUGCGUGAUUGCCUGGAGAAAGAUCCCUCCGAACGCACAGAGGAAGAUGUCGAAAUACUGCUGGAAUUCACACAAGGCUUGAAGGCCUUCACCAAUAUAACGUUGGCGGUGCGACGCGCACUCUGCGCCGUCAUGGUGUUUGCUGUAGUCGACAAAGCAGGCACCGUGGUGAUGUCCGAUGGUGAAGAGCUCGAUUCGUGGUCGGUGCUUAUAAAUGGCGCCGUAGAGAUUGAGCAUGCGAAUGGCACGCGUGAAGAACUGCAAAUGGGUGAUUCCUUUGGCAUACUACCCACCAUGGAUAAGCUAUAUCAUCGUGGUGUAAUGCGUACCAAAUGUGACGAUUGUCAGUUCGUUUGCAUAACACAAACCGAUUACUAUCGCAUACAGCAUCAGGGUGAGGAGAAUACGCGACGACACGAAGAUGAGGAUGGGCGCAUAGUAAUGGUCACCGAAUUGCGUCAAAUCGGCAGCAAUGAACAUGGUGCAACGGGUAGUAAUGCGAGCGCUGCUAGCGCCGCGGGCAUGAAACGUGGUCAUGUGGUGAUACGCGGCACACCCGAACGUUUGCUGCAACAGUUGGUGGAGGAGAAUUCAAUGACUGAUCCGACAUAUGUGGAGGAUUUUUUGCUCACACAACGUAUUUUCAUCAAAAACCCACAAGAGGUAACGCAAAAGCUGCUCGCCUGGUUCGAGAGUGAUGCCGAGCCGCCAAAGGGCAGUACAGCGUCACCACAAGAGAUACGCGACCGUGUCACACGCGUCGUCUUGUUGUGGGUGAACAAUCAUUUUACCGAUUUUGAGGCUGAUCAUGAAAUGAUGGAGUUCCUGGAGGUAUUCGAGGCUGGUUUGGAGCACACCCGACUGCUGAGUCAGCUGCGUUUGCUGCAUAUAGCGUGUGCGGCCAAAGCGCGCAUGCGCAGCUGUACAUUGACACGUUCGUCACGUGAUGAACCUUUAAACUUCAAUAUUAUUGGCGGUUAUGAGAUGCGCGGUAUUACCGCAGCAACUGGCGGUGGCGGUUGUGGCAUAUACAUAGCACAUGUAGUGCCCGGUUCGAAGGCGCAAGAUGUGGGUCUCAAGCGUGGCGAUCAAAUACACGAGGUGAACGGUCAGUCCUUCGAACAUGUGACGAGUAAACGUGCAAUGGAAAUACUAAUGGGUAGCACACAUCUGAGCAUAACGGUAAAAAGCAAUCUGCUCGGCUUCAAAGAGAUGAUGUUGGCAAUUGAACAAGGUGGUAAUGGUAGCAGUGGCAGCAAUGGUGCCGGCACGCCUAUCGGUAGUGGCAGCGGCAGCAGUGGCGGCUCACUUGGCAGCAAAUCCCUGCGUAGUCCACGUCGUAUAUGCGCCAACGACAUUGCCAAGUUACAUGGCCGCUGUAUGUUGGACGAUAUGACCACCACAAAUCGUUCGCAUAUGCUGCGACUCAGCUCAGUCGAUAUGUUAUUGCCCACGGACCAAACAGACUGUUGUCCGCCAGCCACACCGCCACCGGUUAUGCCGCAACAGCCGAGCAGCGGCGGUGGUAAUAUGGCCAGUAAUUUUAUGUCGAAUCUUUUGCAAAGUGUUAGUAAUGCAUCGGCGCGCAAGGACUCGCAAGCCAAUUGCAAUGACGGCGGUGGCGGCUCCAAAGGUGGCGGUUUUAUGACGCUUGCGCCGAGACGUCGCAUACAAAAAGCGCUGGCGAAAAUGAAUUUGUUGCAGCACAAAAGCAUCGGUGGCGCCGGUUUGAAUGAUUCUGUCGAUAUAGCCACGCCCACGGAGACGAUGUCACAAAAAGCCGGCAAACUGACCACUUCCUCUUCCAGUUCCUCAUCUACCUGCGGCGGUGUUGGCGGCGGUAAUCGCCUAUACCAAUCGCAAUCCAAUCCGGAUUUGAGUUCAUCACUGCUGUAUGAAGACGCCACUUCUUUAACAACCAGCACUGCUACAGCGCCGACGCCAACACCCAACUAUCUGACUGCCUCCAUGCAUCGGCCAUCGGCCGUUUCCACAACAAGCUCCGCUAUGCUGCCCGAUUACCCCGAGCAUGUGUUGAAAGUCUUCAAAGCCGAUCAGUCAUGCAAGUAUUUGCUCAUCAAUAAGGAGACGACGGCGCACGAAGUUGUUAUGUUGGCGCUGCAAGAGUUCGGCAUACAUGACCCCAGCUCGAAUUAUUCGCUUUGUGAGGUUAGCGUCGGUGAGGGUGGCAUGGUGAAACAACGUCGCCUACCCGAUCAACUGCAGAACUUAGCCGAGCGUAUUGGUUUUGCAGCGCGCUACUAUUUGAAAACAAACGGCAGUACCGAGACACUGGUGCCCGACGAAUUGGCGCUCGAGUUGGUGCGUGAGUCGAGUGUGCAUUUUCUGCAGCUGAACGCCUACGAGUUGGCCAUACAAUUGACACUGCAAGACUUCGCCAUCUUUCGGCAAAUCGAAUCGACUGAGUAUAUCGAUGAUCUGUUCAAUCUGAAGACGAAAUACGGUGUACCAAUGUUAACGAAAUUCGCCGAACUCGUUAAUCGUGAAAUGUUUUGGGUCGUCACCGAGAUCUGCAGUGAACAUAAUAUUGUGCGUCGCAUGAAAAUUGUCAAGCAAUUCAUAAAGAUUGCGCGUCACUGCAAAGAGUGUCGCAACUUCAAUUCCAUGUUCGCCAUCAUAUCGGGACUCGGACAUGCGGCUGUGUCACGCUUGCGUCUUACCUGGGAAAAACUGCCGUCUAAAUAUCAACGGCUCUUCUCCGACUUGCAGGAUCUCAUGGACCCCUCACGCAACAUGUCAAAAUAUCGCCAACUUGUCUCUUCCGAGCUGCUCGCACAACACCCCAUCAUACCGUUCUAUCCGAUUGUGAAGAAGGAUCUCACCUUCAUUCACCUAGGCAAUGACACGCGUAUCGAAGGUCUCAUUAACUUUGAAAAAUUACGUAUGCUCGCCAAAGAGGUGCGUCUACUAACGCAUAUGUGCUCAUCGCCCUACGAUCUGCUCGCCAUACUCGAACUUAAAGGUCAAUCACCCUCGAAUGCGCUCUUCUCGCUCAAUCAGCUGUCCACUUCACAAAAUGCCGGCGGCACACACAGCACCGUUAUCGCCGCUAAUGCCGGCCAAUCGACUAUAAAGCGUCGCAAAAAGUCUACAGCGGCACCGAAUCCAAAGAAAAUGUUCGAAGAGGCACAAAUGGUGCGUCGCGUCAAGGCAUACCUGAAUAAUUUGAAAAUCAUCAGCGAUGAGGAUGCACUGCACAAAUUCUCGCUUGAAUGCGAACCGGCAUCCAAUUCACAAACACACGGCAGCAGCGGCGGUAGUACGCGUGGUGAGAGCGGUUUGGGUCGCGAUGGCACCGGCAACUCAUCGACACGUAGCGGUGAUCAGCUGAGCAUCUAUUCGCACACGUCAUCCUCAUCGGCACCGAAUUCAUCGUUGUCGCUGCGCAAACGUCAUCCCUCAUCGCCCACACUCUCCACCACCAGCUCCACAUCGUCGACCAGCGAUCAUCAUAAUCGUCGCAAUAUGGCGCACAAUAACAACUCAAAAUUUGGCAUCGCCUCACCGCAAGCCGUCAAAAAGAUACUGGCGCUAUCCGAUCCGACGAAAGUGCGUCCACAUCAGCCGUUUACAGCGCGUCAUUCCGGCAUGCCACCACCACCGCCACCAUUGCUAGUUAAUACGCCGCAUCAUAUGCUUGCGCAUGCGUACAGCAACACCCCAGCGGGCAUGCCUUUAACUGCCGCUACUGGCACUUCCACAACGCCAAGUCCGUGUACGCAUCGACGUCUGGCAUCCGGCAGCAAUUCAAUGCCAACAGGUAAUAUGGUACCCGUGCGGGCCAUACAUGAACGUUCAAAUUCGGAUACGCCAACGCCACCAUUACCAUCUGUUGAUCUCUCAGUUGAAAGCAGCAGCGUUACCACAUUUCGAGACUUGCCUUUGCGCAAAUCUGUGACUUCGGGCUCGGUGUCAUCCAGCGACAGCGGACACGGCUCAUAUGCACAACAACAUGACACCAGUAGCUCGGUUUACACCGCCGCCGAUUGCCGACUGCUCCAGCAAAUCUCCAAUACGGCGGCACGCAAUUUGAGCGGAAGCGGCGUCGCUGGCAACAGCAGCAGCAGCAGCAGUAAUAGUAGUAGCGGCAGCAAUGGCAGCGCACCAACUACACCGGUACCACCACCGCCACCGUAUCACAUGUUGCGCAGCGCUGCACACAAUGCCGCCAAUAGCAUGUAUCACGCGAAUGCAACAAGUGCGGCACCGUUGCCGCCACCGCCCUACACGCGCUUGCAUUGUGGUGAGACCAUGGUUGCGCCGAUGCAUCCAGCACACACACGACAUUCCAAUAUGCAUGGUGGCACUCCGAGUUUCGUUGAUGGCAACAACAAAUGCCCAAUGUGUCCGACAAUGUCGCCACCAUCAAAUAUGAAUCAGUAAAGUGUUUGAAAAACAUGUUUUGAGAUUAUGUGUAAUUUUUAGAUUUAGGAUUAAAAAAAAAAACAAAAAUGCCAAAACUACUUUUUGGUUGUGUUGAAAAUACAAAUAAAUGACAACCAAACUAUUUUAGAACAACAACAAACAAAAACACACUGAAAACCAAAUUGACUGCAAAUUAUUUAUACCCACAAAAUAAGCCAAUCUGUUCUUCCUAUUCGGUAAUGAGAUGCUAAAUGAAACUUUGUCGUCCAUUGAAAGUGAAAAAUGCAAACAAAAAAGCCUACUCCGCAAGAUGCCACCACCGUUUUUGAACGUAAUAUACACAAAUAUUUAUUUUCGUAUAUAUUUAACUGAGACUAAAGCAAAGUAGCCAAAUGAGAGAAAGUAAAACAUACCUAUACACAUAUGUAUAUGCUGACAGUAAGAAGUGCAAAAAAAAUUAAAAAGUUGAUGAAAGCAAACUAAGUGUUUUAAAAUUAAAGAAUUGCUUGUUAAAGUAUAUAAGACAUGCGUAUAUAUGUACAUAAGUAUAUAGCUAAAGUAAGAAAAUUUAUUGAAAGGAAAGAAAUUACUAAAAACUACACUGAUACACACUUACACACUUACCUUUAUAGACACACCCACAUAAUCAAUGGCAUUUGUGCGAUCUUUUAUAUAAUGUAUACAUAAUAUAUUUACAAAAACAACUAUUUUUUUCUUUUAAGUUUUAUUGCUAUGAAAAGUAAUAUAUUUAUACUUUCUACUAUAACUUUUUACCUUUUUGAAAGUAAAUCCCAAAAAACACAAAAAAUAUUUAAUUAAAAUAAUAAUGAUUCCAAAAUUAUUUUAUUGCUAAUAAAAAAUAGUUAGUUGUAAGUUAAGGUUUAAUAAAUCAAAGUGAUUUUAAUUUUUUGUUUAUUUUUUAGUUUUUGCUUAUAAUUAAAAUGAAAUACUGCGCUUUUAGCACGCUACUUUUAAUAUAAUUAAUCAAUAUUGUCUUUUUGUCGCAUUGUAUUUUAGGUAUGUAAAGAAAACACAAAUAAAAAAUAAAUAUAAAUAUUUAAAGUUGCUAAAAAACAAGUGCACAUUGUGAAAAAUAUUAAAUAAUUAAAGUAAAAAAUGACAAAUAUUAAAUGUACGCAAGUAUUUACCGCCAAAUCAAGAGCCAGUACCACCGAUGGCUCUGUGCGAAAAACAAACACACUUUUGUUAGGCUAAUGAGAAGCCUUUGAAAAUGGUAAAACUGAAAAAAAUUCAUAGUAGUAUAAAACCCAUUGGAAAUGAAAGUUAGUGUAACAAAAAUGUAAGAAACAAUAAUUUACGGGCGAUUUGAGGUCAGGCCGAGGAAGAAAGCGUAGAAAUUUGAACGGUUUAAACUGGUUUAUGCCGAUUUCCGGCAUAACAGCGAGUUCUAUAGAAAAAAUUUAUAUGGAAAAGUUGCAGGUAAUGAAAAGUUCUAAAUUUUUUGUACUAAAAACUUUUUCACAUAACCUCAAAAUGUGUGUAAAAAAUUCAAUUAACCAUUAAAAUCCAAAUUUUCAACCUUUUAUGCAUUUUUUUUGCGAAAAAUUGCCGCAGUUUUUUAUACUAUCUCAAGACAGAGAUUUCAUUUAACCUAAAAUUACUUUUGUACUGAGACAUUUUUCACAUAACCUCAAAAAUUAAGUGAAAAAUUCGAAUAAGCAAUUUCGGCUAAAUUCUAUAGAAAAACUUUAUAUGGCAAAGUGCAGUUAAUAAAAAUUUCUAAAUCUUUUUUACUAACAGCUUUUUCACAUAACCUCAAAAUUGGUAUGAAAAAUUCAAAUAACCAUUAAAAUCCAAAAUUUUGUACAUUUUAUGAAUUUUUUGGCGAAAAAUUAGCGCAGUUUUUUAAAACCGUCUCAAAAUAUAUUUUCUAAAAAAAAAAU
Molecule: messenger RNA, 7845 nt
Organism: Bactrocera dorsalis (oriental fruit fly)
Lineage: Eukaryota; Metazoa; Arthropoda; Insecta; Diptera; Tephritidae
Product: rap guanine nucleotide exchange factor 2
Exons: 8
Coding region: 1307-5959 (1550 amino acids)
Biological process (GO): positive regulation of GTPase activity; Ras protein signal transduction
Cellular component (GO): plasma membrane; apical plasma membrane
Molecular function (GO): protein binding; guanyl-nucleotide exchange factor activity
Source: RefSeq, a predicted model, not a curated record